AUGUCCUCGCAACCGCGCAUCUGUCAGCCUGACAACGACUGGACGGCUAUCACGGAUCCUGCUCUCCGGAAGAAGCUGCAGAACAAACUCAACCAACGUGCUUUGCGGGCGAGAAAGCGCCACGAGCGGCAAACCGCAAAGGCUCUCAAGUCCACAUCCAAGAAUGACAGCCCACGUUAUGCACUAAUACUUCCACGUCCACGCCAUACCGUCCAGAAGCCACAGCAGCCGUCUGCAUCCACUCUGCUCUCAGAAACCGUAGAAACAAUGGCUUGCUUCCAUGCCGCAGCCCGCGAGAGAUACUACGCCGCAGACCCAUGUCUGGACCACCUCUUCACACUGAGCAAAUUCAACGUGCUGCGCGCAUUCGUCGACAACAUGUCCACCCUGGGCUUGACCAUCGAGGCAAUGGACGACGACGCCCUCUCCCCAUUUAGUACUGCAAUGCCGGGACCCCGAGGGCGCGACUCAGGCCUCCCGUCUAGUCUGCUUCCUACUCCCAUCCAACGCUCAACCCCCCAUCAUCCAUGGCUAGACUGUUUCCCGUUCCCGCAGAUGCGCGACAACCUUAUCGGCGUCGCGGAGUCUUUUGAUGACUGCGAGCUGUGUGUUGAUGUAGUGGACCCCACCAGUGGCGACAUCGGGGUCCUGGUGUGGGGUGAUCCGUGGCUUCCGCAGAAUUGGGAGUUCUCUGAGCUAUUUGUCCGCAAGUGGGCAUGGGUUAUACAGGGGUGUCCGGAGGUCUUUGUGUAUAGUAAUCAUUGGAGGGGGAAGCGGGGAUUAGAAGAGCUUAACGCCGGCUCUGUAAUUGAUGUUUCUUGA
Messenger RNA from Aspergillus mulundensis, 822 nucleotides. RefSeq names its product bZIP transcription factor. NCBI's taxonomy places the organism in Eukaryota, Fungi, Ascomycota, Eurotiomycetes, Eurotiales, Aspergillaceae. The record is from RefSeq and is a predicted model, not a curated record. Bases 1 to 822 code for a protein of 273 amino acids. The transcript has 2 exons.